AUGCCUGGCUCUGGGUCUAGACCUGGGUCUGGAUCUAUGCUGACCGACAGAGCUCGACGCCCCGGACUGGAUAAUUUUGUUACGUCCAACUCUGUUACGACACAAAGCAACUUGAAAGGGCUAAGAAGGUUUAACUGGAACAGAAGGAAGAAGGAAAACAUAUUUAAACAGGUGAAUACUGCUCUGAAGGAUACCAUUACUGUUUCUCCUGUGACGGUUGAUGCUACUACUGAUGCUGCUGGUAUUGCACCUGAAACUGAUAUUGAUACUUCUACCAAGAAACCUUCUGAAGAAGACAGUCUGGAAGAAUUCGGCGAAUCUAUGAAAACUGCUAAAACAACCCACCAUGUAAACCUUCAUAUUGAAGAGAAAAACGAGGAGCCGAUUAAACCAAAGUUCAGAUUUCCACCGAAGCGAAGAAUAAAUGACAUCAAAAGAAUGCGGGAAAAAGUGGUGGCCGACGAAAACAAAAAACUUGCUAUUUUAAAAGAAAAACUUCAACAGUUAAAAUAUAGAAAACCAGAAGAUAUCAACCUGCACAGCAUUGAAAACCCAGAGAUUAAGAAGGUUGAACAAAAUAAACUUGCAGACUUUGCCAAUAUUGAAACCAAUACUGAAGAUGGUACACUUCCAAUUGAGAACAUGUUCACAGCGCAUUCUCAGGAUAAACAUAAUGUUGAUUUGAUAUCUAAAAAAGAGGAGGUAUUUGUACCCCCUCAUGAAAACAUAGAAUCAAAAAUGGAAAAUAACAGUGAAGAAAACGAAAUCCCAAUAGAAGUAGAAGGAGAAGAAAUAGAAGAAGAAGGAGAAGAGGACAUUAUUGCAAAGGAGACGGAAGAAGUACAGAAAAGUUCUGCUAUUGAAGCUGAAACUAAAUCUAUCGAACCUAACUUCUCUGAUGAAACUGGAGAAGAUAAGAAGAGCUCAGAAUAUGAAUAUGUUUAUGAAUAUGAAGAAGAAGAUACUCCUGAGAGUGUGCAAGAUAUAGUUACACCUCCUCCAAUGGAGGUCACAACAAGUAUUGAUGUCACUACUGGAACACUUUCUACUGAACAUUUAGACGAUGUUUACAAGAAUGAGAUAGGACUGAUGAAGUUGAAAGAUACAACCAAGGUUGAAAGAGACUCAGAGAUGAUAAGUAAUGAUGAACUAGGAAUGACGGAUGAGUCACAAAUGAAGAAAAACUCCGGAUUUCAAAUGAAGAAUGACAAAAAAUCAAGUUUUCUGAACAAAGACAAAAUCCACGGUUUUUUUGAGAAAAAUAUUUCUCUGAAAGAUAACAAAUUUCCCAGUUCUACCCUUAACCUGGAACUAUCCAAUGCUUUCCCCCACCUGGAGCUAAAACCUAUACCUGGAGAUCAGAUCUCUGUGCUACCUGAGAAUCUUCUAAACAGUAUCCUAGGAACACAUAAUAGUAAGUUUGAUGUCAAAGGACAAAUGUUGGAUCGAAAUAUUGAAUCUGCUUUAAAUAUAAGUAUACCUGAACAGAAUAAGCCUAGCUUCAACCAAUCUCAGAGAUAUCAACGCCACUCCACUCAUUCAAACAAGAAUGAUGAAUCCUACUCCUUCAAUUACGCGAUACUUGAUGAAAAAACUGGAAUAAUGCAUUCAAGGAAUCCUUCAAUCAAUUAA
Molecule: messenger RNA, 1632 nt
Organism: Eurytemora carolleeae
Lineage: Eukaryota; Metazoa; Arthropoda; Copepoda; Calanoida; Temoridae
Exons: 7
Coding region: 1-1632 (543 amino acids)
Source: RefSeq, a predicted model, not a curated record